Molecule: messenger RNA, 6698 nt
Organism: Schistocerca cancellata (South American locust)
Lineage: Eukaryota; Metazoa; Arthropoda; Insecta; Orthoptera; Acrididae
Gene: SREBP
Product: sterol regulatory element-binding protein 1
Exons: 15
Coding region: 15-3356 (1113 amino acids)
Biological process (GO): regulation of transcription by RNA polymerase II
Cellular component (GO): nucleus
Molecular function (GO): protein dimerization activity; DNA-binding transcription factor activity, RNA polymerase II-specific; RNA polymerase II cis-regulatory region sequence-specific DNA binding
Source: RefSeq, a predicted model, not a curated record
AUUAAUUCGUAAACAUGGCGGACCCGGGAGGAUGGAAUGUUUCACAGCAACAGGAGUUGCCAGAGUAUGAUAACGAAAACAGCUUCGCGAUGAUGAGUGACACGUUUAAUAUCAGCGACAUUAACAACCUAGAUGAUCUGAUAUCAAACUGCGAGAAUGAGUUGUUCUCCAAGAACAGUAACAUAUUUGCCGAUGACGCCCUAUUGUCGCAACUGACCGAAGAAGAUGAAUCAUUUGACUUUAUGAACGUAUCGAGCUCUGUGCCAUUUCCAAAUACUGUCGUUCAGCAACAGGCAGUGGAUCAUCAGAAAAGAGCUCCACAACUUCAGAACUCUGGACUGGCGUUUCAGCAACAAAUUUCGCAGACAACUAGGAGCCAAACCGCAAUACCAACAUGCGUCUCUCAGACGUCUCUUCAGCAGACACCAAAGUUGUUGCAUCCAGCUACUCAGCAAGCAACUCCUGCUGGACCUCGCAUUCAAUAUGUUCAGCCACGUAAGCAACAGCCUAUAGUGAAGCAAGUGGCACCAGCUCCCACUACACAAAAAACUACUGUUCCUGUGCUGCAGAAGGUUCCAGGCCAGUUAAAUCAACUUCUCACUCUUCAAGGAAUGGGACAAGUUUCGUCUGAUAAAGUGCAGCAGGUACUUCUCCAAACACAACUCUUAAAAUCAGAACCACAGAUGACAUCAACAGCAGUGAUGUACACUACAUCACAUGUAACGGGCUCAACAACCAGUCCCUCUCCUGCUGGAACUUCAAUACACACACUAGUAAAUACUGCCAAUGGUACAAUUCUUGCUACAGGAAUUCCAGUUGUGCUGGACACUGACAAACUUGCUCUCAAUGGAAUAGCAGCUGUGACUCCAACUACUCGAGAACCGAAGGUGAAGGAAGUAAAGAGAAGUGCUCAUAAUGCUAUUGAAAGACGCUAUCGAACAAGCAUAAAUGAUAAAAUUAUUGAAUUGAAAAAUAUUGUAGUCGGAGUUGAUGCAAAGUUAAAUAAAUCAGCAAUUUUACGUAAGGCCAUUGAUUAUAUCAGAUACCUCCAGAAUGCAAAUGCAAAGUUAAAGCAAGAAAAUAUGUCUCUAAAAAUGAGUGCUCAGAAGCAGUCCUUACAAGAGCUGCUGAAGCCAGAAAGUGUGAAGUCUGAAAUGUUCAUUGAUGGGGAGAUUACACCACCACAGUCAGACAUUUCUUCUCCAUCGCUUUCACCACCUCAUUCGGACAGUUCUGUACCACCAUCACCUGAGAAUUCAUUUGAAAUGGAGAUGAAGAAAGAAGAUAGUGACUGUAUGCACAGGGUCAGCAGUGGAAUGCUUGACCACUCCAGAAUGACACUUUGCAUGUUCAUGUUUGUUGUUAUGGCGUUUAACCCAUUUGGUAUAGUUCUCAACAAAUACAUGAACACAGAUACUGAUUAUCUCCAACCAAGUACAGUAGGAAGAACAAUUCUAAGUGAUGAAGGUUCUGAUGGAGGCAUAUGGAGUUUGACAAGCACAUCACUGUUUUUGUGGUUUUUCAAUUUUAUAAUUUUGGUUGGCUGUCUCAUUAAAAUAUUUGUAUAUGGCGAUCCAGUAAUGCCUUCAAAAUCAGCUGCAUCAACUGUAUUCUGGAGACACCGAAAGCAAGCAGACUUUGACAUAACAAAGGGUGAGUUACCUGCAGCUACACAGGAACUUCGCCGUUGCCUUGUUGCAUUUGGUCAGCCACUUCCUGCCUCAAAGCUCGAGUUAUUGUCAUCAACAGCAUGGCAGAUUUUAAGACAACUGCUGCACCGACUCUGGGUUGGCCGCUGGUUAGCAAAACAUGCUGGUGGCUUUUUUGCUGAUAGCUCAACACGACGGGAGGCCAUUAAUUCAGCUCGUGACCUGUCACAAGUGUAUCAUCGACUGAACCAGUUACAUCUUGUGGGAGGAUCUGCAGAUGGUCAUUGGACAGGCAUUAUGUUGGCACUGAGUGCUGUCAAUAUGUCUGAAGCAGCUGCCCAUCUGUUAACUGUGGAGCAAAUGGCAGAUGUAUAUGUUGCAGCUGCACUUCGUAUAAAAGAGUCAUGUCCCUCUUUCAUGCAGAUACUGAACAGGUAUUAUCUUGGUUUGGCACGUAAUGUAUGCCGUAGCCAAGUUCCUGCAAGACUUCAGUGGUUGUUUACAUCAUAUGGACAUCGCUUUGUUGUAUCUGGUCGAUGGAUCUAUGGACCCGCUGCUGCAGCACCAUCACCUUUUAGCCAACUGGGCUCGCGUGCUGAUCCAGUAGCAUGUGUGGCACGUGCUUACCGUGAUCACCUUCUUCUGUGUGCAUUACAAACUUUGGCUGCACCAGGUACAGGAAACACUCCAUUAAUUGGAACUACAUCUCAGAUGUCAGAGAUUUCAGAACCAUAUCGCCGUACCCAGACAGCAGACGUUCUCACUUACGUCCAGCUACUUAUGGAAAAUGCUGUUGCUGCUACCGCUUCCAAGCAUCAGCAUGCAUCUGCAUUUCAUGUCACAAGUAGUGAAGAUGAAGUUGCGCACUGGUGGUCAGGUGUUAUUGGUGUAGUUGCUUAUUGGAUGUUGGGUGAGGAAACUCAGGCAGAAAGGCUCUACGCCCGCGUUGAGGCAAUGCCCGAGAUACUGGAAAGCCUAGCUGACCCUUUGCCACGAGCUAUGUUAGCCGCUUUCCGUGCUCGACGUGCUGCAUUAGUACACUGCAGUAGCAGGAGUCCGGGAAGACGGGCACGCUCUUCAGCCCAACAUGCAUUGGCCCUGUGCAACACUGCAGGCAGUCUUCUUGAUGAGAGUUUGACUUAUGCAAGCUGCAGACCAUCUGACAACACAGUUCUGCUUGCUCAGUUACUCAUAUGUGACUGUCUUCUUGAGACGAGAACAUCUUUGUGGGAAGAUGAAAUGGGCGAUGUGGAUGUGAACUCAACAAACAUCACAGUUCCAGUCUCCAAUGCAGUUCUUACAGGAUUUCAGAGGGAUCUGUCAUCUUUGAGACGUCUUGCUCAACUUGUACCUUCUGCAUUGGCACGAGUUUUCCUGUAUGAAGCGACAGCACGAAUGAUGGCUGGUGCUGCACCAGGACGCACACAACAACUUCUGGACAGAAGUCUUCGACAGCGACAUAGUCGUGGAUCAAUUAUCUGUGGAAAAGAUAAAAGCCAACAAGAAGUUAGUGGAGAGCGAGAGCAUGCAAUGGCCUUAUAUCUGGCUUGCCGCCACCUGCCAGCACAGCUUCUCUCAUCACCAGGCGAGCGUGCUGGCAUGCUUGCAGAAGCAGCGAAGACUCUAGAGAGAAUUGGUGACCGAAAGAGGCUUGGGGAAUGCUACAAUCUUAUGAAAUCUCUUGGUAGCAGUUCUGUCACAAAUUAAGUGAUCUUAGUAUUUUAUGAGAGACAAUUGACAUUCCAAAUAUUUUUAGUUUCUCUCCAAGUCUGAACAACCAUUGAAACAAUUGCAAUUGACAUUUCUGUCUUUUGUUUCUUAAACUGAGUAAACUCCAUCAAUCUCUUCCUGCAGUAUGAUUAAUUUGUUUGCAUUGAAAAUCCAAAGAUAACCCAGGCCAAUGAAAAAUGUCUUUAGCUAAUUUUUGCUACGUAAUGGCUUAAUCUCAAGGAUUUUUGUAUACUGAAUUCAAAUCUGACUUCAGUUUUUUUCCCAUCACAUAAGUUUUACCACAACAUGACUUCUUUAUAAACUAGAAAAUUAGCAAAACAUUUGUAAUUGUAAUGAAAAGUAAUUUAAUUUUCCAGCAUGAGUGAAGGUUUUAUACUAAGGACAUGCGUGAAAAAAAGUCGUUAUUGCAUAGCACUUACGUGUCCACUGACUUAACGUAAGUUUUCUGUAUACGCCAUUGACUUACAUUAAUUUUCUCUAUCCUCCUUAAAGCAUCUACCAUUGCUUUCACUGUGGCGAAUUGCCUUUUGUACGUCUCAAAGUGAUGCAUAGUCUCUCUUAUUGUAUGGAUGUUCCAGCAAUUGUGAUACCUUUUGUCAUCACUUUAAUGAUUUGAUGAAAGUGCUCACCUUGUUCCUCUCCGACAUACACAAAUUUGCAGGGAGAAAAUUGUGGCAUGUGCUCAAAAAUGAAAAUUGAGCCCCAUUAAACAGCCUAACUUCAUGGACUUUUUCAGCAUAUCAAUUACAACAGAAAUGUGAUGUGGGUCUUUUUUAUUACCUGCGAACUUGGUAACAAACACCUCCUCCCUCCCUCUUACUCACAGUCAUUUAUGAUUUGAAGAUGGAAUGAAACAUCAUUUUUCAAAUAUUAGAUCCAAACAACCCAACUGCUUUUAAUUUUGCCCCUGAUAAAUGGGGAAUUUGCUCGCUGAAAUUCUUGAAAAGUUCUCCAUCUUAGGACAAACUAUUCAUGAAAGAUGAAUCUUACAUGCAAAUAUUCAAACUCUGGGGCCAAAAGGUUGGCAUUAAGACUAAGCAUCCACAGUUAAUGUCCUUUUGUAAAGGUCACACCUAAAAUGCUGCAGUUUAUUAAAGAGUGCAACAUAUUUUGUACAGAUUCAGUAGUUUCUUUUCCUUCUCUGCCUAACAACAGGUAUACCAAGUCCUCUGGCUCAGCAGGUCUGUGGGACUGCCCCCAUUCUGCAACAUUGACAGCUGUCAGAUCUAAAGAGAGUCAGGAGUAUUGGCAGCUGGCCUUGGCUCUGGCAUGGUCGUGAAGAUCACCUUGAAGCUGAUAUCAGUGUUCUUGAUCUAUGGUAGCACUUGCACAAACACUCGCAUACUGAUUCAGUCUCAGUUCUGUGUACUGCAGAUUUUGGAGCAGUGUUAUCGAAUGCAAGUGCCACUUUGGACCAACAGCAGUUUCUAGAUUCUUCUCAAACCCAAUGGCCAACUUUAUUGAGAAUGUUGUGUCUGGGCCUGGGGGAUGGAAGUUCUGUAGAAUUUGUUUUGCAGAUGACAGUGCUCAACAACCUGUGGAAUAGUAUUCGUGGGCCUGAAAUGGAGUACGUAAAGUGUGACAAAAUCCUCUAUUUGAAAACAAAAGUGUUAUAGUUUACUUGAAGAAACAUUCGGUGUACAUAUAGGAAUUGGAUUAAGUUUUUAAGAGAGUUACUUUAAUUGAAUUGUUGUGUUGAUUAGUAUUGAAAUAUUUCCUUGCGGGGCAGUUUAUUCUGACCCACUAUUGAUUCCUUCCACUUCUAUCCGAAAACAUAAGAUAUAUUUAUGGUAAAACUGCAUUAAAAAAAUAUUAAUUUCAAAAAAAUGGUAGUUAAAAUGAAUUUAUUAAAAAGCUUAUUUUUCCUUGGCCUGGAUAAUUCCUUUAAUAGAAUAUCAUCAGCUGUUGUUAAAAAGUAAGGUUAUUUUCUUAAUCAUGUGAUCAUUUCAUCUGUCUUUAAUGUGAGAUCAUAGUUAUUGAAAGAACUAGAUUUACAGUUAAAUGCAAAAAAUAUUUUCAACAAUUAUGCAAGUACGAAGGAGUUAAUUUUUGUUAGUCCACUUACACAUAAGUACAGAUAGGAGUAGUAUCAGCGUAUCAUAUAUUUGAUAGGAUUUAAUACCCAAAUGGUUUUUGUGAACUUAUCAUGCAGCAUUAAUUGUAGUGGUUUUUUAACUCGCACAAAGAUAUUCAUUAUAGGAACCACAUGACUUUAUUAAUGUAACAGCUCUGUUAUACUAAAUUGGUACAGUAAAUCAGAAUUGUUUGAUUGUAGUUAAGAGAAGAACUUGCAAACAAUAAAUGGCAGACACUUGUGAUGAUAAUAUGCCAUGUACCAUAAAUUUAACAUAGCAUUCAACAAUCAGUCUUAAAGAUGUAUUGCUCACUAUCAGUAUUCACAAGUCAGAAUAUCUGUCACAGAAAUGUUCAAGUUUGUCGUUAAGCCGAUGGAGAUACCUCACUCCUUCCAAAUCAGUAAAUGAUUCAAUACCCAGUGCAGCAGAAAGAAAUCAAUUUAUUAUACUAACAUUGUUAGUGUGUGAGUUUGAUAAGUAAAUGUCUGUUUCAUUUUACUGUUACAAUAGCUUUAUAAGUAAAACCAUUUCUAUUAGCACAUUGGAUCUAAUCCAUAUGGAAACAGAUGAAGAGCUUUGACCACCCGAUAAGAAAUGCUCAGCUUUUCCUGUCGUGGUUAUAUUAUUAUUUUUAGAACUUUUAAAUCGCUUUACAGUUUGUCUUUAUUUCAUUUAAAAUCUCAUCAAAAUAGAAAAUGUUGCGGAUUACAAACAAAGAAAAAAAAUGUUGCAGAGUUUUUAAAUAAUAUUUAUUAAACUUGUUGACGCACUGUAAUUCUGGUGAAUUUGUAAUAUUUUGUAAAUAUGUAGGGAAAGAGGAAACUCAGAUUAUUUUUAUAUAAUUUUCCACAUUCAUACUAAGAGUAAUUCAUGUGUGACAUCACUCUAUAAGUUUUAUUGUAGAGAAUAGACUAGCCACUUAAACUACCACAAAUUACUGUAUACAAACCCUCAUUCUGUUUUGUUAUUGUCUCAUUCAUUGGAUGUUAAAGUAAGAUGCGUUAGAAUCUGAGUAUUUUCUUUAUCAUAUGGUUACAAAUACUCAUUGAUCCCAAAACUUUUUUAAACUGUUUACAUAUCUAUCAUUUCUUGUAAUUCUUUUGUGCUUCUGAGUUUUCCAGUCACUCAGAGAGAGAGAGAGAGAGAGAGAGAGAGAGAGAGAGAGUGAGAGUGAGAGAGAGUGAGUUUUACACAAUUGUACAGUACUACUUUUGUAACUUAAAUAAAUUUUAUAAGAACAAGA